Messenger RNA from Paraglomus brasilianum, 1614 nucleotides. NCBI's taxonomy places the organism in Eukaryota, Fungi, Glomeromycota, Glomeromycetes, Paraglomerales, Paraglomeraceae. The record is from the annotation of a GenBank genome assembly.
AUGGAUCCACAACCUACAGAACCGUAUUCUUCUAUUCGAAUUUCCCACUCGGGCAAAAUAAACUCGUAUGUAUCGCAUGGAUUAGAAUCUCUCAAGCGUACUGAAUCCACGCGUAGUUAUAUCACACUCAUUGGAGAAGGCAAAGGGGUGACAAAGACAAUAAGCGUUGCGGAGAUAAUCAAAAGAAAGGUCGAACGUAUCUAUCAGUAUAACGAGAUUGGGAAUGUAGAUGAGGAUGGUGUCGGAACCAAAUCUGGAAUGUACAUGAAGAUCUAUUUGAGCCUAAUGCCAGUCAAAGAACUGGAAAUGGCUUUAGGAAUAAUAAAUAAUGCUACCAGGCGGCAUAGCGGGCUUGACUGGAACAGCACCGUUACUAUAAUACAACUAUGUUGGGUGUGUGCCAUAGUGUUUGGAGAGGUCUUGGUAUUUCACAUGGCGGCUUGGAAUUGUGGCUGGCCGGAAAUUAGUGAAUGGAAUACAAACACUGCAAAGCCAUUCCAUAUGACGAUCAUCACAGAUCCACAGUUGAUAGACGAGAACUCUUACAACCGAGCUCGUGUUAUGACAAGGCUUACAGAAUUUUAUUCAGAUAACUAUAUGCGCAAAAAUUGGAAAAACCUUCUUCAUUAUUUUGAUUCCGAUGCGAUAAUGAUCCUUGGAGACUUGUUGGACAGCGGACGAGAGUUGGACGACAAAAGAUGGUCGGAAGAGCACAUUCGCUUCAAUAAUCUUUUCCAAAUGGCGGGUAAAUCACGUGUUCCUGUUUAUUACGCGGUUGGAAAUCAUGACAUUGGCAUCGGAGAUACGAUUGUUCCUGCCGCUAACAAACGAUUUCGAGAUGUAUAUGGAAAGGUCAACUAUGAGCUCUCGCUCGGCAACCAUACUAUUGUCGUGCUGGAUACGUUGUCGUUUGGCGCGAGCGAUGAAAUAAGCAAGGAAGCAAGGGAAUUCGUAAAAGGAUUCGAGAACAGAACAGAUCACACACAUUCACCACGCAUAUUAAUGACUCAUGUCCCCCUCUUUCGCGGACUGGCUACUGCUGACUGUGGUCCAUUUCGUCAGCGUGGUAACAUGAUUCCUUAUAUGUAUGGCUACCAAUAUCAAACAAUGAUGUAUCCAGAACCGACUGAAACGAUACUGGAUAGUAUCAAACCCGUAUUGACCAUUUCUGGUGACGAUCACGAUUUUUGUGAAAUUUACCACGAGAAAGGAGGGAGUAAUGGCGAAGGAUCGUUCGAGGUCACUGUGCCGACGUAUAGUUUUACUAUGGGUGUAAGGAAACCUGGGUUUCUCCUGUUGAGCUUGUAUAAUCCGACUAAUUCAUCAUCUAGUGCUACAUUUACGUACAGACUUUGCUUUCUACCUGACCAAUUACAAAUAUUCAUAUUCUAUGGCUUUUUAUUGUCAUUUACUAUUAUUACUUUCCUCGCAUGCGCUUAUUAUGACAUGCGUACACAAACAGCAUUACCACCAUUAUCCAAAGACAUUGUCGCUAAUCGUAUCAUAACAUCAUCUUCUUAUUGGCACCUCGUGAGAUCUGGUAUCCUGCGUGUAGGAGCAUACGCAAUUUCGACUUACAUAUUUUGUUUGAUUUUAUUUCCUAUUGCUAUAUGA